Messenger RNA from Eutrema salsugineum, 5700 nucleotides. Its product is annotated as brefeldin A-inhibited guanine nucleotide-exchange protein 5. Gene Ontology annotation, molecular function: guanyl-nucleotide exchange factor activity. The coding region runs from base 268 to 5469 and encodes 1733 amino acids. The record is from RefSeq and is a predicted model, not a curated record. Gene Ontology annotation, cellular component: trans-Golgi network. Gene Ontology annotation, biological process: regulation of ARF protein signal transduction. NCBI's taxonomy places the organism in Eukaryota, Viridiplantae, Streptophyta, Magnoliopsida, Brassicales, Brassicaceae. The transcript has 33 exons.
UUUAAAAAAUUGAGAAAUUAGAUCUAGCUAGUGGCUCGUUUCGCUGCUUCAGAUCUCUCUUCGAUCGAGCCUCUCCGGUCAAGGGAUAAUCAAAACUAGAGAGCAAAAGCAAUUCUCAUAUCCCAUUUCUCUCUCGAUCCCGUCGUUAUCUGUAACGAUCUAGCUGCGCAGGAUCCGUUCUUAUAUCGUUCGAUACAGUGGUUGAUGUUGAAGCAGAGGGAAGACGAAGAAGUGGAAGAGGAAUAAGAAGGUCAAGAGGGAGGAAAUAUGGCGGCGGGUGGAUUUUUGACCCGAGCAUUCGAGACGAUGCUCAAGGAGUCUGGUGGCAAGAAGUAUCCUGAUCUCCAGAAAGCUGUUCAAGCGUAUCAAGAUGGUUCGAAGGUUGUUACCCUGGCUGCAUCCUCGAGCAUAGAUGAGAGUUCACAGGCUGAAAGUGGAAGUGAAAAAAUUGGGGGAGAAGCAGAUGAACCGAGUGGUGAAGUGGCCGAUCAGGCUAGCCAGUCAAAAAGCGGAACUAUCAACAAUUCCUUAGCUAAUGCUGGACACACAUUAGGGGGAGCUGAAGUGGAGCUUGUUCUGAAGCCUUUACGCCUUGCAUUUGAGACAAAGAACUUAAAGAUUUUUGAUGCUGCUUUGGAUUGUCUUCAUAAACUCAUUGCCUACGAUCACUUGGAGGGCGAUCCGGGUUUGGAUGGUGGAAAAAAUUCUGCUCCUUUCACCGAGAUUCUGAACAUGGUUUGCAGCUGUGUCGAUAAUUCAUCAGCAGACAGCACUGUACUUCAAGUGCUGAAGGUUCUUCUUACAGCUGUUGCUUCAGGAAAGUUCAAAGUGCACGGGGAACCAUUACUGGGAGUUAUUCGAGUUUGCUAUAACAUUGCUCUAAAUAGCAAGAGCCCAAUAAACCAAGCAACUUCUAAAGCAAUGUUAACUCAAAUGAUAAGCAUUGUUUUCAGGAGAAUGGAGACUGACAUUGUUUCCGCGUCAUCUACAGUGUCUCAAGAAGAACAUAUUUCAGGCGACAGUUCAAGCUCUAAAAAUGUAGAAAUUACUGCAGCUGACCAAAAUGAGAAAGAAAUGACCUUAGGAGAUGCACUCACUCAGGCAAAAGAUACAACUCUUGCUUCUGUUGAAGAGCUGCAUACCCUUGUGGGCGGUGCUGAUAUUAAGGGUUUAGAAGCCGCCCUUGACAAAGCUGUGCAUCUUGAAGAUGGCAAGAAAAUAAAACGGGGCAUCGAGCUAGAGAGCAUGAGUAUUGGACAGCGUGAUGCAUUGCUAGUGUUUCGUACCCUUUGCAAGAUGGGUAUGAAAGAAGAUAGUGACGAAGUCACAACCAAGACCCGUAUAUUGUCUCUUGAGCUUCUUCAGGGUAUGCUAGAAGGAGUUAGUCAUUCGUUUACAAAGAACUUUCACUUUAUUGAUUCAGUGAAAGCAUACCUUUCAUAUGCAUUGUUGCGAGCUUCAGUUUCUCAGUCUGCUGUUAUAUUUCAGUAUGCAUCUGGUAUCUUCUCCGUGCUUUUGCUGCGGUUCAGAGAUAGUUUAAAAGGUGAAAUUGGUAUCUUUUUCCCCAUCAUCGUCUUACGAUCAUUAGAUAGCUCCGAGUGUCCCAAUGACCAGAAGAUGGGUGUUCUUAGGAUGCUUGAAAAAGUCUGUAAAGAUCCUCAGAUGCUUGUUGAUGUGUAUGUAAACUAUGAUUGUGAUCUAGAGGCCCCGAACCUGUUUGAGCGCAUGGUAACAACACUGUCUAAAAUUGCUCAAGGGUCUCAAACUGCUGAGCCAAAUCCUGCCAUGGCUUCACAAACAGCUUCAGUUAAAGGUUCAUCCCUUCAGUGCCUGGUGAACGUUCUUAAAUCGCUGGUUGAUUGGGAGAAAAUAAGAAGAGAAGCUGAAAAUAGUACAAGACAUCCGAACGAGGACUCUGAUUCUGUUGGAGAGCCCAUUGAAACUAAAAGCAGGGAAGAUGUCCCAAGCAACUUUGAGAAGGCUAAAGCUCAUAAAUCCACAAUGGAGGCUGCCAUUUCUGAGUUCAACAGGAAUUCAGUGAAAGGUGUAGAAUAUUUAAUAGCAAACAAGUUGGUCGAAAGGAAUCCUGCUUCCGUUGCACAGUUUCUGAGAAGUACGUCAAGUUUGAAGAAGGUUAUGAUUGGCGAUUACUUGGGCCAACACGAGGAGUUUCCUCUUGCUGUCAUGCACGCAUAUGUUGACUCUAUGAAAUUUUCAGAAAUGAAGUUUCAUUCUGCUAUUCGUGAAUUCCUCAAAGGUUUUAGACUUCCAGGAGAGGCUCAAAAAAUUGAUCGCAUUAUGGAAAAGUUUGCAGAGAGAUAUUGCGCAGACAAUCCGGAUCUUUUCAAGAAUGCAGAUACCGCCUAUGUUCUAGCCUAUGCAGUUAUUAUGUUGAAUACCGAUGCGCAUAAUCCAAUGGUUUGGCCUAAGAUGUCAAAAUCAGAUUUUAUACGUAUGAAUGCUACGACUGAUCCUGAAGAUAGUGCUCCAACUGAACUUCUGGAAGAGAUCUAUGAUUCUAUUGUACAAGAAGAGAUUAAACUAAAAGAUGAUGACAGCAACAUAAGGAAGGUCAGUAGUCAAAGGCCAGGAGGAGAAGAAAGAGGUGGUCUUGUCAGUAUUCUUAAUCUGGGUUUGCCCAAAAGAAUAACAGCAGCUGAUGCUAAAUCUGAGACUGAGGAUAUUGUUAGAAAAACACAGGAAAUUUUUCGAAAGGAUGGAGUGAAAAGAGGAGUCUUUCACACUGUCGAGCAAGUGGACAUUAUAAGGCCGAUGGUUGAAGCUGUUGGGUGGCCUCUGCUUGCUGCUUUCUCCGUUACAAUGGAAGUAGGUGAUAACAAACCAAGGAUUCUUCUCUGCAUGGAGGGAUUUAAAGCUGGCAUACAUAUCGCUUUUGUUCUUGGAAUGGAUACAAUGCGCUAUGCCUUUCUAACAUCGCUUGUCAGGUUCACUUUCUUGCAUGCUCCAAAAGAAAUGCGGAGCAAAAAUGUUGAAGCAUUGAGGAUAUUGCUGGCUUUGUGUGACUCAGAACCUGAUACCCUCCAAGAUACUUGGAAUGCAGUUUUAGAAUGUGUUUCUCGGCUUGAAUUUAUUAUUUCUACUCCUGGGAUUGCUGCAACAGUAAUGCAUGGAUCAAAUCAGAUCUCAAGGGAUGGGGUUGUUCAGUCCUUGAAAGAAUUAGCCGGGAGACCGGCUGAACAAGUUUUUGUAAACAGUGUGAAGCUGCCCAGCGAAUCUGUUGUGGAAUUCUUCACUGCUCUAUGUGGCGUGUCCGCUGAAGAACUGAAACAGUCUCCUGCCCGUGUUUUCAGCCUGCAGAAGCUCGUUGAGAUCAGUUAUUACAACAUAGCUCGUAUUCGAAUGGUCUGGGCAAGAAUAUGGUCUGUCCUCGCUGAACAUUUUGUAUCUGCUGGUAGCCAUCAUGAUGAAAAGAUUGCAAUGUAUGCCAUAGAUUCUCUGAGACAGCUCGGGAUGAAGUAUUUGGAACGUGCUGAGCUGACCAAUUUCACUUUCCAAAAUGAUAUUCUCAAACCGUUCGUUAUUAUCAUGCGGAAUACUCAAAGUCAGACCAUUAGGAGCCUAAUCGUUGACUGCAUCGUUCAGAUGAUAAAAUCAAAAGUUGGAAGUAUAAAAUCGGGAUGGAGGAGUGUUUUUAUGAUAUUUACAGCAGCUGCAGAUGACGAAGUUGAAUCAAUAGUUGAAAAAUCAUUUGAGAAUGUUGAGCAAGUUAUUCUGGAACACUUUGACCAGGUGAUCGGUGACUGCUUCAUGGAUUGCGUCAACUGUCUCAUCCGGUUUGCCAAUAACAAAGCUUCAGACCGGAUAAGCCUGAAAGCUAUUGCCCUUCUCAGAAUAUGUGAAGAUCGGCUUGCAGAGGGACUUAUACCUGGUGGUGUUCUCAAGCCCGUCAAUACCAAUGAGGAUGAAACUUUUGAUGUGACAGAGCAUUACUGGUAUCCGAUGCUUGCCGGUUUAUCUGAUCUUACAUCAGAUUUUAGGGCUGAAGUUAGAAACUGCGCUCUGGAGGUGUUGUUUGAUUUGCUGAAUGAAAGAGGCAAAAAGUUCUCCACACCUUUCUGGGAGAGUAUCUUUCAUCGCAUCUUGUUUCCAAUUUUUGAUCAUGUGAGUCAUGCUGGAAAGGAAGGCUUAAUAUCGUCUGGGGAUGUAAAAUUUCGUGAAACAAGCAUUCACUCCCUUCAGCUCCUCUGCAAUCUCUUUAAUACGUUCUACAAGGAAGUUUGUUUUAUGCUGCCUCCACUUUUAAGUUUGCUCCUAGACUGUGCGAAGAAAUCAGAUCAGACAGUUGUUUCAAUUUCAUUAGGAGCAUUGGUUCACCUCAUAGAAGUUGGAGGCCACCAAUUUAGUGAGGGCGACUGGGAUAUGCUCUUGAAAAGCAUAAGAGAUGCAUCAUACACAACUCAACCGCUGGAGCUGUUGAGUGCUUUGAGUUUUGACAAUCCUGAAAAGAACCUAGUUCUGACAGGAGAUAUAGAGGCCGAUGCCUCUGAUUAUCCACGAGUUGAUCAUAAUCCGGACGAUAUGGAAGAUAAUGGGAAAGUUGCAUCUCCAAGGAUUGGUACUCAUGGUGCUUCCCAAGAAUCUGGGAUACUGCCCAAGUCAGAUGGUGCUGAAGGUCGUCCGUCGUCAUCUGGAAGGUCUCAAAAGGAUGGGGAUGAUGUGAAUAUCCAUCGAAGUCAGACUUUUGGUCAACGAUUCAUGGACAAUCUCUUCAUGAGGAAUCUCACAUCUCAACCAAAAAACUCUGCUGCAGAGGUGUCUGUACCCUCUUCUCCAUAUAAGCAUGUGGAUCCUACAGAGCCCGACAACAGAGAAGAAGAGAGUCCAUCUCUGGGAACUAUUAGAGGCAAAUGCAUCACACAAUUACUACUACUUGGUGCUAUCAACAGUAUCCAGCAAAAAUACUGGAGUAAUUUGAAAACAGCACAAAAGAUUGCGAUUAUGGACAUCUUAUUUUCUUUCAUAGAAUUUGCUGCUUCCUACAAUUCAUAUUCUAACCUCAGAACGCGUAUGAAUCACAUCCCCGCGGAGAGGCCACCUUUAAACCUUCUCCGGCAAGAGCUGGAAGGAACCAGCAUAUAUUUGGAUGUCUUGCAAAAGACAACUUCUGGGCUUGUCGAUGGUGCAUCUAACACUGAAGAUAAACUAGAAGGUGCAGCAGAAGAAAAAUUGGUAUCGUUUUGUGAACAGGUGCUGAAAGAAACAUCUGAUCUCCAGUCUACUCUGGGGGAGACUACUAACAUGGAUGUUCAUCGCGUGCUAGAGCUACGUUCUCCUGUAAUUGUGAAGGUUCUGGAAGGCAUGUGCUUCAUGAACAACAAAGUAUUCAGGAAACAUAUGAGAGAGUUCUACCCUCUGCUCACGAGACUUGUCUGCUGUGAACAGAUGGACAUACGAGGUGCACUAGCUAACCUUUUCAAAGCACAAUUGAAGCCUCUUUUGCAACAGUAAAUGAUCGAAGCCGUGAAAAUGUACACACCUGUGAUUUACUUCCCACAGUUUGGGUUGUUUUUUUCCUACAUUGGAAUGGUUACUCACAUCUCGAUUAGAUUUCCAAUGGUACUCAGACUGUAUCAGUUGUCUUUGAGAUUCUUGAUCCCAUCUUAUGGACUUCAAACUGAAAAAAACUUCAAAUUGUACGGUAUUUUUGUUGAUUCUUAAUAUUUUCUUCCGUUGAUCAAA